Messenger RNA from Dreissena polymorpha, 1670 nucleotides. RefSeq lists its product as uncharacterized. The record is from RefSeq and is a predicted model, not a curated record. The transcript is spliced from 10 exons. The coding region runs from base 80 to 1183 and encodes 367 amino acids. NCBI's taxonomy places the organism in Eukaryota, Metazoa, Mollusca, Bivalvia, Myida, Dreissenidae. Gene Ontology annotation, cellular component: membrane. Gene Ontology annotation, molecular function: calcium ion binding.
AAUUUUGAGAAUAUCCCCGAACUGAGUCUUAACACCGGAAGCGUAAAGUCGACUUCCGUAUAUUCGAAUUACGGACAAAAUGGCGAUGCUUGUUUUUGUGCUGUCGACUUUGCUGCUUCCAGCUACCGUUCUGUCGGCUUCCUAUGACCCUCUGUUUAUUGACCAGCCGAGCAUCGCGAUAAAGGCUGAGCAAAAUGGAGCGAUCGGACUGAACUCUGGCUUGAACGGUAACGUGACGCUGGCAGCCGGGUACGGAGGCUCAAUCUAUCUGGAUGGAGAGGACAUUCUCUUCAUUAUUCAGAUGAUCGAGAGUAAACCGCCAGUAUGGCAAUCACACGGACCAGUUUCCAGUAAAACCCCGUAUGGAUACCUGGGCGAAUUUAAGGCGGGCGAAGUUGUGAAUAUGAAUGUUUCAGCUGUGGACCCGGAAGGUUUGAAUGUUACCUACAGCGUGGUGGCUGGAUCCCUACCCCCGGGCAUAUCUCUUCGGGCCUUUACCGGCACUGUAAGCGGGAUCAUCCCCGACGCCGACGCCACAUACGUGUUUACAAUAAGAGCGACCGACGGACACGGGAAAUACGCCGACAACAUCUUCAGAAUCGUUACAAGAGGCUACGACGGCUGCGCAACUGUUCCCUGUUUAAACGAGGGAGCGUGCACUGACCACUAUGACGGCUUUUCGUGCGACUGCGUCCGUCCGUACGGCGGGGUCACGUGUAACUUGAAUUGUGCCAGCAACCCACUUGGUAUAAGUAACUCCCUGAAGUACGUCAAGGACGCGCAGUUGAGCGGAUUCAACAUGUACAGCUCUUACGCCGCUACUGCCGUCAGAAUUGACGGUGGCAGCGCCUGGUACGGCAUGGAUGCAACGUCAUACUUCCAAGUGGACUUCGGCAACGAGACGGAUGUGUUCGCAGUCGGUGUGCAGUACGCAGACGCCAACUACUACACCCAGUACUUCUACGUGCAGUACAGUGUGGACGGGAACCACUUCUACAACUACACUGACUAUACCGGAACUACACAGAGGCUGAGCGGUAACACGGGUGGGGGAACUCACAUGGAAACGUUACCGAGCGUGAUUACGGCACGUUACGUCCGUGUGUAUCCGCUGACGUGGAAUACGUCAUACAAGCCUGCGUUCAGACUGGAGAUGUACGGAUGCUACAGCUAUAAGAAAUAAAGAAGCACCCUCUAAGUGGCAAACAAGAGUGUAAUAAAAAAGUGGUAUUCCCAAGAUAACAAAAAGAGUAUUUUUAUUUUGUACUUUCUAUUCAUACUAGACAUAUUGAACAUUUUACAAAAAAACUUCUUAAACCGUAAAGGGUAGAAGUAAAAAGUUAAAAGUACUUAAAAUGUGUUGAACAUACAGACCAGAUAUAUGAUACAGUGAACUCAUAAUGCAGAAAUAAUAAGCUAAAUAAAAAUUUAGCAUCGAUUACAGUAACAUUUUAUAUACUUAUAAUAAAUAAUAUAUUUAAAGAAAUUUAAGAGUUCAGUCGCAAUAUAUACCUGUUUUGUUUGUAAGAAAUGUUUUUCAUAUUGGUUAUGUUCGUAAGACCCCUAUGCAAAUGGAACAAGUAUUUGACUUUUAGUCCGCAAAGAAAUAUACUAACUCAAUUUUCUCCAAAUGCAUUUUGUGUGCAAAUAAAUUAUUAUUGUUUACCAAA